AUGCGCUUCUUCACUCAGAUCGCCGCCUUUGCUGCCGCCACUGCCACUCUGGUCAGUGCUAACACGAUCACCCUUAUCAACCAAGACGGAACUACCCGCAAUGCCGUGUUCACCACGAACUUGAACAGUGUGCUCCUUAAGACUGUCACUGUCGCGGGAAACUCUCAGCAAGUGGUUGAUAUUCCAGAGGGCUGGGCUGGUAACUUAUACGCCGUCGCCCAGGGUGAGCCUGAAGUUCCCGGCAUGCUCGCUGAGAUCACAUUCCAAGGCUGGAAUGAUUUCACGUACUUUGAUGUGUCAGCCAUCGUCAAGCCCGGUGACACCACCAACGUCAAGCAAGUCUACCCUAAGACUCAACUUGAGUCCACCAAGACUUUAGUAUCGGGAUGUGCCCUCUUCCCUUGCGCUACUGCCUACUACCACCCUGAAGACAUCCAGACGGUUGUCACUUCAGAGACGGACCUGAUCGUUACCCUUGGCACCUCUGACAAUGUUGCAUCCCGUGAGGUCAACCCUAACCUAGUCGCUCGCCACUACGCUCUAGGCAAACUGUCUCCUUAA
This is a messenger RNA of Hypoxylon trugodes, 561 nucleotides long. RefSeq lists its product as uncharacterized. The transcript has a single exon. Lineage: Eukaryota; Fungi; Ascomycota; Sordariomycetes; Xylariales; Hypoxylaceae. Bases 1 to 561 code for a protein of 186 amino acids. The record is from RefSeq and is a predicted model, not a curated record.